GGGACAGGGCCUCAGGCCCUGCGGUCAGUCCGUCGGUACCGGAGCAGGAGCAAGUGUGCUCCGCACAGCGCGGCAGGCGAGGGCUGCGCGGCCCGGGCUAGAGGGUGGCUCGUUAGGAGGAAGGCUCCGGCGUGUGCGGCGACCGGGGCUCCCUCCUCCCGCAGCCCCAGGCCGCUGGGCUUGUGGCCGCCCCCGGCGGGAGCGGGGCUGAGCGAGGUUAUUUUUAGCGCAUUUCGUGUUGCCCGUUCACGCUGUGCCUCACAAGACGGUCUCCCUGCGGGAUGUUGCUGUAGCGGCUCCCAGCAGGGCCUGUCAGCCAAGCGCUCCGCGCCGCAAAGACCGGCCGGCGGCUGCCGCGAGGGGCGGGACGCGCGCGCUGGUGGCGCUUCCCGCCGCGCGGUCCCGGCGGCCCGUCAGGCAGGCUGCGGCGGCAGCGACCGCAGCUGCGCCGGUUUUCGGUGUGGGGUCUGCAGGGGAGAGCCGAUCGCCUCGAGUGGGAGCCUGUGGCUCCGCAGAGAGAAAUGCUUCAGUGAAACUGUCAGCAAUUCAGCCUCCUGCCAGUGCAGAAGCAGCCAGUGCCUGUGCCUGCAUCCCUUUCUAUGCUAGCUGAAGAAGAAUGGUCUUCCCAAAAGUGCCAGGGAAGGAAUGUCAGAGGCUGAUGUUUCUUUUCACUUAACGGAACAGUGUGUCAGUGAAACCAAGGCCCUCUGCCUGGAUAUGAGAUACUGAGGGGAAAAAGAGCAUCACACUUGGCUGCUCACCUUGCCCGUUUGACUGUACAUAAUGGAGACCAAGGAAGAAAAGAAGGAACGAAGACAAGGCUAUUUUGCUCGUUUGAAAAAGAAAAGGCAAGCCAAACAAAACUCCGAGGCUGUCUCUGCCAAUUCCCCUGGAUCUCCUGUUUCCAAAACUCCUUCUGAGAAAGAUGAUGACAGUAAAGUUAUUUUGGAGCAAAUCAGUUCCUCUGAAGACAACUGUAAAUUUGCUGGGGAAAAGGAAACUGCUGCAGACAAAGAAAAGAAAAAGAAAAAAUACAACCAACUGAAAGACAUCAGACGCACAGAACUUAAAAGAUACUAUAGUACCGAUGACAAUCAAAACAAAACCAAUGAAAAGAAAGAGAAAAAAAUGGUUUCUCAGAAACCCCAUGGUACCAUAGAAUAUACUGCUGGAAAUCAGGACACCAUAAACAGCAUAGCAUUAAAGUUUAACAUCACCCCAAACAAGCUUGUGGAGCUCAAUAAGCUUUUCACGCAGACAAUUGUGCCAGGCCAGAUUCUCUUUGUGCCAGAAACGAGUGCUGCGAGACUGUCGUCUUUCAGUCCUGGUGCUCCCAUUUCUCCAUCAUCAUCAGAUGCCGAAUAUGAUAAACUCCCUGAUGCUGAUUUGGCAAGAAAGGCCUUCAAACCAGUUGAGAGAGUGCUGUCCUCUACUUCAGAAGAGGAUGAGCCUGUGGUUGUCAAAUUUUUAAAAAUGAAUUGCCGUUACUUCACAGAUGGUAAGGGUGUAGUUGGAGGAGUCAUGAUAGUAACUCCAAACAAUAUCAUGUUUGACCCACAUAAGUCUGAUCCUCUGGUAAUUGAGAAUGGCUGUGAAGAAUAUGGGCUCAUCUGCCCCAUGGAGGAGGUUGUCUCAAUAGCUCUCUACAAUGACAUCUCUCACAUGAAGAUUAAAGAUGCGUUGCCAUCUGACAUACCAAAGGAUCUUUGUCCUCUGUACAGGCCAGGAGAAUGGGAAGACCUAUCAUCUGAGAAAGAUAUCAAUCCUUUCAGCAAAUUCAAAUCCCUUAGCAAGGAAAAGAGGCAGCAGAAUGGGGAUCCAUCCAUUGCUUUUGGUGCCAAACAGAUAAAGCCUUCAGAUAAGGAAAAGUCUGCUGAUUUUGAAGUUCUUCAGUCAUCUGAGAGUACAGGCUCAAUCAAAUCAAAGUCACUGGAGUUUUCCAACAACAUCACUGCCACUGAAUGUUUGGAAAAGUUUGCUGUGGAUCCAUGUGCCAAGGAGCCUUCUGGGGAAAAAAAUGCUUCAGAUAUCAAAACCAAAGAAAAAUCCCUUUUGGGAGAAGGAGAGAAUGACUUCAUUAAGGUGGAAAAGAUGUCAUCUCGUAUGGAUAGAGGGUUGGACAGGAAAAUCUCAGUAAUGGAAGGCUUGCUGGCUGACCCCAGGGAGUUGGGGAGAACUAAGCAGCAGGUAACCAAACCCACUACAGAAGCCCAGGAGCACUUGACAGUUGAUUCCUUGGAAAAAAAGGACAGUGUUGAACCUAAAGCUGACUUAGACUUAGAGCUGUGUGAAAAGCAAGAUGUUAUUCCAGAAGUAAACAAAUGUGUCAGUUCCCCAACAGGUAAGGUGGAGACUGCAUUGGACACUAAGAAAGAGCUAGAGAAAGAUAAACUUAUUGAAUUUUACCUCAAUAAAGAUGGGAAUGGGUCUCAGUCAUCUGAAGACUUACACAAGGCUGAAAUCCAGAAAGGUGAAAACAAUAAAGCAGUUGGCAUAGACCUUACGCUUAGCUUUUCAAAGUCCCAAGCUAAGGAAGUCCAUACAGUUAAAAGUAUGGAGCUUGAUUCCUGCUGUGUUGAAAGGAAAGCACCUUCAUUAGAACUCAGCUCAGCAGCAGCAGAGGAAAAGAAUCUGAAAGAGUCUGUGGACUCUUCGUUAGUACCAGCUAUAGACAAGACCUGUCAAGAAACGCAGUUAGACAAUCAAUCAGAAAUCAGACUGUGGCUGCUGCAGAAAAUUCAAGUGCCAAUUGAAGAUAUGCUUCCUUCAAAAGAGGAGAAGAGCAAGACUCCUCCAAUGUUUCUGUGCAUUAAAGUAGGCAAACCCAUGAGAAAGUCCUUUGCAUCUCAGAGCACCACCAUGUCUCAACAGUACAGUAAAAAGAUAAAGCAACCAGAGUACUGGUUUGCUGUUCCUCGAGAAAGGGUGGAUCACUUGUACACGUUUUUUGUUCAGUGGUCACCAGAAGUAUAUGGGAAAGAUGCCAAAGAGCAAGGUUUUGUUGUGGUAGAAAAGGAGGAGCUUGACAUGAUAGACAACUUCUUCAGUGAGCCCACUACUAAAAGCUGGGAGAUCAUUACUGUAGAAGAAGCCAAACGACGAAAGAGCGUUUGCAGUUACUAUGAAGAUGAUGAUGAUGAUACUUUGCCUGUCUUAAAGCAUCACAGCGCUCUCCUGGAGAAUAUGCACAUAGAGCAGCUUGCCCGGCGCUUGCCCGCACGAGUGCAGGGAUAUCCGUGGCGGCUUGCGUACAGCACACUGGAGCAUGGGACUAGCCUGAAGACUCUGUACCGUAAAUCGGCAUCUCUCGACAGUCCAGUUCUCCUUGUCAUCAAGGAUAUGGACAACCAGAUAUUUGGAGCAUAUGCUACACAUCCCUUCAAGUUUAGUGACCAUUACUAUGGCACUGGUGAAACAUUCCUAUACACGUUCAGUCCAAAUUUCAAGGUAUUCAAGUGGAGUGGAGAGAACACAUAUUUCAUCAACGGAGACACCAGCUCUCUGGAGCUCGGAGGUGGAGGUGGCCGGUUUGGCUUAUGGUUAGAUGCAGAUUUGUACCAUGGGCGAAGCAACUCCUGCAGCACCUUCAAUAAUGACAUCUUAUCUAAGAAAGAAGAUUUCAUAAUACAAGAUGUAGAAGUAUGGACAUUUGAGUGAAAUACUGACUGCCUUAAGGACUGGAUCCGUUAGGCACUUAAAAGCUGACUAGAAGGUGCAGGCUGCCUCAAACGUUACACGCUUUUUCCUGAAGUUUGUACCAGAGCAUGACUACGCAAAAAAAAAAAAAAAAUCACCCCAACCAAGCAACCCAAGAAAAAACAGAGCUGGUUUUGAGAGGCAGUAAGACAGAACAGUAAGAGGUCAGUCUGAAGUGUUUUUUUACUUCCUCCUCCAACGCUCCUCCAUCAAAAAUAUGAGGCUUAUGAAAACAUUCAUGGUGUAUAAGUUGAAAACUUUUUCUGUAACUGUGAAAAAGAUCCUGUGGGAAAUCUGUAACUAUCUAGUACAUUCCAUGUGUAUUUAUGUUCAAUGUACAAAUGCCAACCAAAAAUAAAAGGUUACUUUACCAAAA
This is a messenger RNA of Falco peregrinus (peregrine falcon), 4072 nucleotides long. It is a transcript of the gene NCOA7, whose product is annotated as nuclear receptor coactivator 7. The transcript is spliced from 17 exons. NCBI's taxonomy places the organism in Eukaryota, Metazoa, Chordata, Aves, Falconiformes, Falconidae. Gene Ontology annotation, cellular component: nucleus. The record is from RefSeq and is a predicted model, not a curated record. Gene Ontology annotation, biological process: response to oxidative stress; regulation of transcription by RNA polymerase II. Bases 784 to 3657 code for a protein of 957 amino acids.